GAAAUCCUAUAUACAAAAUUAAGAGAAGUCUAUAAGUAUAUAUCUUUAUUAUUUUCCUAUUAUGAUUCUGGAACCAAUACUGGAGAAAGAGUACAAGUAGAACUGUGGAAGAAGCAUGCAGUCCUGGAAAGCAUGGGGAAUUGGGCAUGCAGCAAAUGAACAAAGCCGCAGCUCCAUGGCUCAGAAUCCAUGGAAUCACACUGGAAUAUGCAUGCCUUUUCCCUAUAUAAAAUAGUAAAAUAUGUAUUUCAAUAUAAUAAGUACACCAUUGUCACUCUCUGUGGAAGAGCACAAUAACAUCAACAACCUCACCAUCCAUCGAUGUCACAUAUUCACAUCAUUCUCACGAAUCACGGCCUAAUUAGAAAGUCCAAUUCCAAAGCUUCCCAAUACUCCAAAACCCAGCUUAGCAUAUGGCCUUGAUUGGGUUCUCACUUCACUCACAAUUUCUCUGCUCCAAACCCAGGACCUCAAAGCCCAGAAGAAUCGGACCCAGCUCGCCGUCGGGCUCCGCCGUGGUGAAAAUGGCGGUGGCGACACCCACGACCUUUGGGUUCAAGAAUUUGAUAGAGACGUUCACGGUGGAUGUGCAGAGAGCGGAGGGGAGGCCCUUGAAUGUGCCCUUGAUCGCCCCUUUUACUAUUGCAUCGUCGAGGCUGGAGAGGGUGGAGAACGUGGCGAUUAGAAUUGAGUUGAAGAAUGGGUGUGUGGGGUGGGGUGAGGGCCCGAUUCUGCCGUUUGUGACUGCGGAGAAUCAGGCGACAGCGAUGGCUAAGGCGGCGGAGGUUUGCGAGGUUCUGCGGCGGAGACCGGCGAUGACUCUGGGUAUGUUGUUGGGUGAGAUUGGUGAGGCUCUUCCUGGUCAUGAAUUUGCUUCUGUUAGGGCGGGAGUUGAGAUGGCAUUGAUUGAUGCAGUUGCUAAUAGCAUGGGCAUCCCUUUGUGGAGACUAUUUGGUGGAGUGUCAAAUGCCAUAACUACUGAUAUAACAAUUCCAAUUGUUUCCCCUGCUGAUGCUGCUGAAUUGGCUACAAAGUAUCGCAAACAAGGAUUCAAGACCUUGAAGCUUAAGGUGGGAAAGAAUCUGAAUGCAGACAUAGAAGUUCUUCAAGCCAUUCGUGUGGCACACCCUGAUUGCUUAUUUAUCUUGGAUGCUAAUGAAGGAUACACUCCAAAGGAAGCCAUUGAAGUUCUUGAAAAGCUACAUGAAAUGGGAGUGACUCCUGUUCUAUUUGAACAACCUGUUCAUAGGGAUGAUUGGGAAGGUCUUGGUCAUGUUAGUAAAGUUGCAAGAGACAAAUAUGGGGUAUCUGUUGCCGCUGAUGAGAGCUGCCGGAGUUUAGUUGAUGUUAAGAAAAUAGUGGAAGGAAACCUUGCAAAUGUCAUUAAUAUUAAACUAGCAAAAGUUGGGGUCCUUGGGGCCCUUGAAAUUAUUGAUGCAGCAAGAGCAGCGGGGCUUGAUCUAAUGAUAGGUGGCAUGGUUGAAACUAGAUUAGCGAUGGGCUUUGCUGGCCAUCUUGCUGCUGGCCUUGGGUGUUUCAAAUUCAUUGACCUAGAUACACCUCUUUUGCUGUCAGAAGAUCCCGUUCAGGAGGGAUAUGAUGUCUCGGGUGCUGUUUACAAGUUCACAAAUGCCAGGGGCCAUGGUGGUUUCCUUCAUUGGGAUAAUAUUGCCUAAAAUUAAACUUUGGUUGCUUCCACAACUUCAAAACUCUGAGCAACAGCAGAUCUUAUUAGUUCCUCUUAGUUGUCAAUUAUGCUUCCUUUUUUUAAUAAGACUUUGAGGUAGGCCUUGGGUUUACAAAUGGAGAAACAGAGAAGUGGUGCCUGCUUGGGUAAGUAUGCUUCCAGGUGAGAUGUUCGGUAGCAGUGAUUGUGACAUUCAUAAGAUGGAAUUUCCUUGAGUCAUGUACACAAUUAGAGGCUUUGUCUUCACCAUGUUAUUAGGAGCAGUCUGAACUCAAUUUUUUCUAAUUCUUCCUUGUUAGCCAGUCAUUGUGUCUAGAUCAAUGGUUAUGAAUGAUUUUAAUUGUCUCUGUACUAUAUAUUUUCAAUUAUCCUUUUCAAAUACUGUUAUAAUUCUGAUGUCUUUUUACAAUUUAAUCAUAAUCCUUGAUUCUUUCCCAAAAGCCCUUCUUUAUGGGAAAAAAUACAAUGUUGAGAAGAUGCCCCUAGAGGAUCAAUGACCAAGGUAAGGAAAGAAAAACAAAUAAAAUCAAGCUCAAGUAGCUCCAUUAGAGAUCAAGAAAUGACAGUUUCUUUGCCAGAAAAUUUGCUUUGAUAUUAGCCAAUUACUAGAUCCAAGGAUGAGGGUUAAGCGUCUUUCAAAAUUUAUAUGGGUGGCUUUCAAAAUUCCAGUCUUUUAAGAAUCAGUUGGUCAGGAUUCUUUCAUAGAGAACAAGAAAUGACUGUACCACAGGCUUAGGAGUUGUGUGCUAAAUUACAUUCUACAGAUAAACAAGCAAGAGAUAUCAUUACCAUGAACCUGCAAGGCCCCAGUCAUACAUCUCAAAAUUCAAUUGAAUUUGGACUUAGGGCCACCAAGACCUGCCAAUCCCAAUAAAUCCUGCCAAAGACUGUAAGAAAUCCAGCAAUGAACAAAAAGAAGAUAUGUUAUUCUGUUGUUCUUUCUGCAUAUAACACAAUAUUAAAUAUUAGUUUCUCUUGUUAGGAGGUGAGUAUUUCCAUUUCUUUUCUGUACAUUUAGAGUAGCUAUUUUAGCGCCUUCCCGUAAUACAAUACUUCUCUUACUUAUAUAUAAAAAAAUAAAAUAAAAUAUUAAAUAUUAGUCUUUGAAGAGUCUUCAGACAUGGGGCAUACCAUUCGUAUUCACUGUUUGACCUGACCUUGCCAUGGCUCUGAAUUUGCUUUGGAAAUGGCAAAGAGAAAGAAGCUAUCAUUUUUGGUACUAACUGCACACCAGAUUUUCAAGAGAAUUAACUUGAUUUAAGAAUUUGACCUCCAGAACCUAGCAUAAGAGAUUCAAACACCUUUAAGAAUCUCAGGAAGAUAAUACAACACUCAGUUCCACUGAAAAAAUUCAUGGUUUAGAAAGAGGUGGGGUUUCUUGUUAAGGAUCUCUUGAAAUGACAGAGAUCCGUAAGAGCUAAAGAGGCACCAGUAACUGAUACAACUAUUGUCAACAUUGAUUGGAAGGCCACUCUUUGUUUGGAAUCUGUGUAAUUGUUUUCAUUCUAGUAGGUCUCAGCAAAGAUCAGGCCUACCAGGAAACUUUUAUCAAUUCAUAAAGUGUUAUAUCAGACAGUAGGGUAGAAAUCAUUUUUUUAAUCCAGAAAUCAGCAAUUCAUAAAGGCUUGCUGAUUUUGGUUCUGGAAUAUAGAAGGCAAACAAUGUGAUAGCUCGAUCUGAUAUGAUUAAAUAUGACUGUUAGAUAUGAUACAAUUUUAAGCUUCAUCAUCACAAUUUUAAACUGUUUGAGUAUUCCAAAACUUGAAAGAGAAGAAAGUUAAGAAGAGAACAAAACUGUACAUGGUGAUCAGUCUUGAGUUGGGUUUUCUUGAUUUCCUGUUGUGUCUUUCAUCAAUGCAAACAUAGCCUAUGAAGAAAGGGAAAAAAAACCCUCUUGAUGAAUUUCAUAGACAAAUUAUGAUAGCUUGAUUUUUCCUGCAAUGAGGUGCUGUCUUUUCGGGCCUCUAAGAAAGUUACUGCUCAUUCUGGGUUCCUAAUCUUUUGCUCUUAGCCAGGGUGAUCUGGGUAAUCUUGUGUUUCCUGUAUUAGCAUGCAGGACAUCUCUUCCUAAUAUUGUGUCUCAGUUUUUCUGUAUUUCUUGUGAUGGUUUGUGAGUGUGAGAUGCUAAUGGUAGGUGGGAAAGUAAAGUAUGGUAGUGGAAUUUGUGGUAGUGAACUAAUCAUUACAAUGCCACUAUUAAAAAGAAACCCUUCAUGAGUUACCAAUAAUAUGAACAUCACUAUACAGGCAACUAGGAAGAUUAAAAAGGUGAUGUACCAUAAUAGUCAGGCCCCACCACAGCAAAUUCAAUUAUCAAGCACUCUGAUUUUGACUUUGAAUGGACCUACUAUUGAUGCCAAUCAGACUGAUAGUGAUUUGUUCACGCGGAUUUGUUAUCUUUUUCCUUUUGAAACAUAGACAAUUUAUUCCACACUUGAAUGUGAAUGCGAGGUGAUGCUGAAUACUGUGACAAGGUCAUUAUUGGUUCACUUGAAGGUCGUCUUUAAUCUAUUCUUGUUCCAUCUGUGAGCUCUGCUUUUCAAUAUUCCUUGAGCAUCAUCCACAUGGUCAAGCCACUAGAUAUACAGCAACUAUAACCGUUAUUUAACCAUUGAUGGAAUGUAGAGAAGCAGGCGGUGAUUAAAUAACUAACCCUUGAGCUGUUGUAUAAAAUUGUUCUGCUUUAAUCUAAAGCUACUGUUGAUUUGGAGCACUUUUGGAAGUAAUGAGACUGUAGCAUUAAGGCAUGAAGGGAUUAGAGCAAACAUAUGAUUUAAUUUCUUUAAGAGAUAGAGCUGUCGGUUCAAAAGUUGAGUGAUCCAUUCUUUGUUAGAAGUAUGUUGGAAGAUUUGAGCCUCUCUCCAUUAGAUUUUGUUGACAGGUUGGGAUUGAUUUGAGUUCUCUUUUGGGAGCAAGAGUUUUCCUUAUUUUUCAUUAAUUAUAUAAUAUAUUUAAUUGCUGUGAAUUGUGAACAUCAACUGGAAAGUAUAGGUGCAAACAGUGGAGUCAAGUGGCAAACCAGGAGGCACUGUGUGUCAAAAGGAGAGAUUGAAGCUAGCCUUUAGAAAUUGGAAAGAUUUGCUUUGUCUUCCACCUACACAUUCAAACAAUGAAAGCUCAACAACCAGUCACUUAAGCAGUCAAAAAUGGUGUGGAUUUAAUAGAUUGAUGAAUCCCUUCCAUUUGUUGUUGAAAUGUAAAGCCAUUACCCAAAUCAGAAAGGGGUUAAGUCAAGAACAUUAAGACAAAUUGGUCCUUCGUCUUGCCACAUUCCAUCAGUCAAAACUUGUGGCAGUAGACAUGGGAAAAGUGGGAAAGAAAAGGCGGAAUGAGAAUGAUAUGCAGGGUAGUGAUAAUAAUGAUGAGGGUGAUUAUUAGUGAGGUUAAAAAAAAUGAUGACACAAAAAAAAGAAAUGGUGGGUGUGAGGAUGAAAUGAAUGAUGACAGCAUGUGCGUGUGCCAUAUACAGGGAGUGACUCAUUCACAUCACCACCACCACCACCACCGCCACCGAAAGCCACAGCUGUGGUGGCCCCUCUAUCUCUCUCUCUCACACACACCCACGCUUGAGGCAUGGGUAGUAAUCAAAAUCCCCUUCAUUAUUACAAGUCUCGUGAGUAAGAUGGUCGGUAUAUUCUUUCUUUCCUUUCCCCCAUGCUAUUGCAACCAUCUUCUCACGUACUUGUAUGAUAGAGAUGUGGCCUUUCCUCUGCUUUUCAUGCUUUCUACCCUUUCUUUCCUCUAUAUCUCUUCAAUUUGUUUUUAUUUGGACAGGCAUGUACAAUGAGUUCUUCUAUUGAUGGGUUCCUUUGAAAGUAAAAUGUAAAUCAUGUUAGCCUUCUAAUAUUCACAUAUAUUCUUUUCAAAAAUAAAUCAUUUGCCAAAAGUAUUUCUAGAUAGUUUUAGAGCAUGUCUCUAGACUAUAUUUUGUUAAAAAACAAUGUCUUGUGAACUAUUUUAGUUAGCUUAGAAGUUGAAGUUAAGCUAUUUUUCCAAGUUAAAAGCUCUUUUUUCUUUUCAAAUUGGCCAAAUGUGAUAAAAGCUUUUAUGAUUCUUAAAGGUUCUCUGGCCUCUUGAAAGGCUAAUUUAGAUAAGGUCUUGUUUUGCCACCAAACCGGCUUUUAUCAUGAGAAAGUUUUGAUUGUUUCAUUUUACAUAUUAAUUUGCUAUUAAUUAAUAAGAAAUUUAAUGUGAUAUUUGAGGGAAAUCAGCUGAAGAUAUCGACAGAUGUUUUUUCUUUUUCUUUUUUUCUUGAUUAUUAGUACUUUGACUAAUGACAGCACAUAGUAUGAUGAGACUGAUGUUUUCCUGUGAGGUCCCAUUUCAAACCAAAAUUAAGGCAGCAAUCAAAAGAUAAGGACAAAUGGUAAAUUCAACUUUUUUGAGAUGAAAACUAGCUGAUUGAGAGAGUGUUUUGUUGUGUGCUUUUUCUUUUCCAUUUUCUGUUCUCUUCCAAAAUCAAAAGAAGAUUGGAUUCUUCACUAUUUGCUUAAUUUCUUUUCUAAAAUCACGCCCCAAAACAAAAGGUAAUUAAAAAAGCUCAACUUGGUUGAAGUUAGAUCAAGGUUGAGGCAAAGCUCUAUUUGGAUGAAGUACAGAUGUCAUUAUGAAAAGUUGGUUUCUGCUUUGAAUUUGAUCACUGUUGUAGCAAGCCUGCUUAUUAGCCUCGUUUAGCAUUCAUUUCUCUGUCAUUUCCAUCAUCAUUGCUCUUUUAGGACUUUGAUUUCUUAGUUUCUCUUUGUUUGAUUUUACUGUAAAGAGUUCACAUGUUUCCAUUUCAAUAGUCUUUUAUGAUCCAUUACUUGGGAUGGGGGAUGAAUAACCAGAUCAUAAAGCCAAAUCCCGAUUACUUAGGCUUUUCUGGGGAUGAAUCUUCGCCGUCAACUAUGUUGAAGUGACAUCUUUGUCGUAUCAUCUCUUGUUGUCUCAACUCAUGUUCCUUGAUUUUAUCUGGUUUUUCACCCCCUACUUUUCUAGUACAGAUAUUGAACAUUCAUCGUACUUACCUUAAGUUAUUAGAAAUAUACCUAAUCCUAGUUUAUGUUGAACUCACUUUAGCAUUAACAUGCUACCUCCCAGGCUCUUCAACCAAAAUAUCCUGAAUUUGGGAUCAUCAUACAAGACGUGUGCUUUUAUUUGGUAAUGCCCAGUAUAAAACACUACACAAUCACUUGUUUAAUUCCUUGAUCUCACUCAAAUUAUGCAGAUAAUAUCUUCAGUCUCCCAAUCUUGUAUCCUAAGUCCUACUUAUCUUGAUUUAAUGUAUAGUACAAACCUGAUGUGAAGCUGUCUCAUUUUACUGAUUUGAGGACUAAGGGCCUCUCAUAUCUUGAUUCUUAGCUGCAAAGAUGUUAAGGCCUAAUAAUCAUAUAUAAAUUCCUCCCACUUUGGCUAGAAAGCUUUCUCUAGAGGUUUGUAGAAAAGCAUGUUUUAUAUAUAAAAAAUUUUUGGCCCACAACAAGGACAUCAGGUACCCAAGCCCCUAGAUCUACUGCAACUCAACCGUUUACCCCUUGGCAAGAUGGAACUUACUAAAUCUACCACAAUGGGAAGCAUUAAUAAUUGCUUCAAGCCUGCUUUAUUUAUUGACAUAGCGAGCAGCGAUUGGGUUCUUGGAAUUUACUUAAUGGAAAUUAAAUUUCUCCCCUUAGCCUGUUUCUUGUGGGGUUUUAGCUCUUUCCUUGUGGGGCUCUCUCAUCAGUCUCAUCAGUCUCUAUAAAUUGAGAAGCUUCCCAAGCCAAAUGAACCAUCAACUCAUCCUCUCUCUCUCUUUCUCUCUCUCUCUCUCUCUUUCAACCAUAUCUGUGAGAGCAAAAAUGAAGGUAUCAUAUAUUGCAGUUUGUGCCGUACUGGUGCUACUCCUUGCUGAAGCACACAUCACAGUGGCAGUAACAUGCAGCCCCACGGAACUGAGCUCUUGCGUUGGUGCAAUCACAUCAUCAACUCCACCGUCUAAACUAUGCUGUAGCAAGAUCAAGGAACAGAAGCCUUGCCUUUGCCAGUACCUCAAGAACCCCAACCUCAAGAAGUUUGUCAACUCCCCUAAUGCCAGGAAGGUUGCUAGCACUUGUGGGACUCCCAUCCCUAAGUGCUAGAUAACUAGAUUUUAAAUUUUCUUCUCUAUGUCUCUCUUUCUAGAUAUAUAUAUAUAUAUAAAUAUCCUCUGCAUGCAUCUUUCUAUAUAGUUUCAUGGAUAGGUAGAGAGACUAGGGAGAGAAAAAGGUAUUAUAUAUCCGGUGUGGUCUACCACAUACUGGUUGUUGCAGGAGGCUAGUAGCUGUAGUGGAAAUAAUGUUGGGGUCAUGGCUACAUGUCCCUGGCUGAUUUUACUUUUGCUCUGUCUCUCUUGUUCUUCUUUUCUUAUGGCCUUUGGUUACUAGUUGUAAUGAAGGUUUGAAUAUGGAAUUAUCAAAUAAAUCUUUCACUCUC
Molecule: messenger RNA, 8116 nt
Organism: Vitis vinifera (wine grape)
Lineage: Eukaryota; Viridiplantae; Streptophyta; Magnoliopsida; Vitales; Vitaceae
Product: L-Ala-D/L-amino acid epimerase
Exons: 7
Coding region: 414-1676 (420 amino acids)
Molecular function (GO): racemase and epimerase activity, acting on amino acids and derivatives
Source: RefSeq, a predicted model, not a curated record